Molecule: messenger RNA, 477 nt
Organism: Perkinsus marinus ATCC 50983
Lineage: Eukaryota; Perkinsozoa; Perkinsida; Perkinsidae
Exons: 4
Coding region: 1-477 (158 amino acids)
Source: RefSeq, a predicted model, not a curated record
AUGGCACCACCGAAAAAGAAAUCUGUGAUCAAAGCUGAGGCGGUCGAGCCAGAAGUGGUUGAGGUUAAUGAGCAGCCAGAGACAGUUGAGCCUGUCAUAGACCCGAGGUGCCUCGAUACAGGUCACAUGUUGUAUUUGCUCGAUGAUGACAUUCGAACGAUAUGGGAUGCACGUGAGGCCGAUCGACUCAGUGUGCUGGCUGGGAAGAUCACCAUGGAUGCGGCUGAUGACCAUCGAAGGGACAUGGAGCUACAACUUUAUCUCAACCUCAUUGAGCACUGCAGUGAUCAGCUCAAAGAUGGGUUAUGCUUGACGCCUAGGCAAACAGCAGUUGCCCAUAUGAUACUCAAAAUACUCGUGGACGGUAUUCGCAGUGGGAUCGAGAUGGACGGUUCGGGUAGAGUCGUCCAGAGUGUCGAGAAGACAACGACGGUGGAGGAAUUUAAAAAGCUCGCUCUCUCGUAUACGAUUGAGUAA